This is a messenger RNA of Cajanus cajan (pigeon pea), 679 nucleotides long. Its product is annotated as zinc finger protein ZAT11. Lineage: Eukaryota; Viridiplantae; Streptophyta; Magnoliopsida; Fabales; Fabaceae. Gene Ontology annotation, biological process: response to chitin; response to stress. The record is from RefSeq and is a predicted model, not a curated record.
GUUUACUCACACCAAUCCCACAACAUUCUCAUUUCUCAAAUUCAUUUGUCACAUCAAUCAUAUCAUAUCUCAUAUCUCAGUUCACAUUAACUCCACACAAGUCAUGAAGAGGCAAAGAGACAUGGAAGGGUUUGAGAGCAUAGAUUUGGCGAAUUGUCUAAUGCUUCUCACUCGUCCUCAACAAAGUAAACAACAAAGUUUUGAAGGUGUGGAAUUUGAGUGCAAGACAUGCAACCGCAAAUUCUCGUCCUUUCAAGCACUUGGUGGCCAUAGGGCUAGCCAUAAAAGGUCGAAACUUGAGGGGGAUAAUGAACUCAAGUCACAUGCUAUCUCUCUAAGUUUGGGAAAUAAACCCAAAAUGCAUGAGUGUUCCAUUUGUGGACAGGAAUUCUCAUUGGGGCAGGCCUUGGGGGGCCACAUGAGAAGGCAUAGAUCUUCCAUCAACCAAGAGUUUUCUUCAAUAAAACAAGUUGUUACACCACAAGUACUACCACUUCUGAAAAGAUCGAAUAGUACGAGGCUCAUUACGUGCUUGGACUUGAACCUAACACCGUUAGAGAACGACUUGAAGUUAUUGUUUGAAAAGAUGCCACCAAAUGCUGGUGCCUUAGUCUGAUUCUUUAUUGUUCGUAGUUUUGUAAACAUCAUUAAUUUGUAUUUAGUUAAGAGUUCUCUUGUU